GCGCGAGUGCAUCUCCGUUCACGUCGGCCAGGCCGGCGUCCAGAUGGGCAACACCUGCUGGGAGCUGUACUGCCUGGAGCACGGCAUCCAGCCCGACGGGCAGAUGCCCAGCGACAAGACCAUCGGUGGAGGGGAUGACUCCUUCACCACCUUCUUCUGCGAGACCGGUGCCGGGAAGCACGUCCCGCGGGCCAUCUUUGUGGACCUGGAGCCCACUGUGAUCGAUGAGGUGAGGGCUGGGAUCUAUCGGCAGCUCUUCCACCCUGAGCAACUCAUCACUGGCAAGGAGGAUGCUGCCAACAACUAUGCCCGUGGGCACUACACCAUUGGCAAGGAGAUCAUCGACCAAGUGCUGGACAGGAUCCGGAAGCUGGCUGACCAGUGCACGGGCCUCCAAGGCUUCCUUGUUUUCCACAGUUUUGGAGGUGGCACUGGCUCAGGAUUCACUUCCCUGCUGAUGGAACGACUCUCCGUUGACUAUGGCAAGAAGUCCAAGCUUGAGUUCUCCAUCUACCCAGCCCCACAGGUCUCCACCGCUGUGGUGGAGCCCUACAACUCCAUCCUCACCACCCACACCACCCUGGAGCACUCGGACUGUGCCUUCAUGGUGGACAACGAGGCCAUCUAUGACAUCUGCCGCAGAAACCUGGACAUCGAGCGCCCAACCUACACCAACCUCAACCGCCUCAUCAGUCAGGUCGUCUCCUCCAUCACUGCCUCUCUGAGGUUCGAUGGGGCACUCAACGUCGACCUCACUGAGUUCCAGACCAACCUGGUGCCCUACCCUCGCAUCCACUUCCCCCUGGCUACCUACGCCCCGGUUGUUUCAGCCGAGAGGGCUUAUCAUGAGCAGCUGUCGGUGGCUGAGAUCACCAACUCGUGCUUCGAGCCGGCCAACCAGAUGGUGAAGUGCGACCCUCGGCACGGCAAGUACAUGGCGUGCUGCCUGCUGUACCGCGGGGACGUGGUGCCCAAGGACGUCAACGCCGCCAUCGCCACCAUCAAGACCAAGCGCAGCAUCCAGUUUGUGGACUGGUGCCCAACCGGUUUCAAGGUGGGCAUCAACUACCAGCCUCCCACGGUGGUGCCGGGGGGUGACCUGGCCAAGGUGCAGCGCGCCGUCUGCAUGCUGAGCAACACCACGGCCAUCGCCGAGGCCUGGGCGCGCCUGGACCACAAGUUCGACCUGAUGUACGCCAAGCGCGCCUUCGUGCACUGGUACGUGGGUGAGGGCAUGGAGGAGGGGGAGUUCUCCGAGGCGCGGGAGGACAUGGCCGCCCUGGAGAAGGAUUACGAGGAGGUGGGCCUGGACUCCUACGAGGAUGAAGAGGAGGGCGAGGAGUAGAGCGACCGCCUGAUGGAGGACCUUGCUGCUUUUCCCGUGUCACCUGCGGAAACUCUUUGCAAUAAAUCAUUUGAGAACCUCCGUGUCUCCCAGUGACCCCCCAGCUGUGCUGGUUUCUUGCCAUGUCAGGUGUGUGGUGCGUGCUUCAGUGCUGCUCUGCCUCUGCUCUGCUUCCUCCCUGCGUGCUCUGCUCCUGCUCCUGCUCCAGCUUGCUUCCCGCACAGGUAAGAGACCCUGGGACUACAGUGCUCAUCCCACACUGCUCACCAUUCAGGCAGGGUGGGUACCGCCUCUUCCUGUGGAUAACCCUGCAUCCUGCUUUGAGUCCUCAGGAACAGAUUCAGCCUGAGCAGGGAAAACUGUGGCUGCCAAAACAUCUCCAUGUGUGCAGCCAGUGUGGUAGGUGGGCUUGUUAGAAAGAUGAGUGCUUGGAGCGAUGGGAAAAGCCCAGGGCAUGUCCGAGCUCUGCAGUGCAGUGGGUGCACAUUGUGAGGGCAUCUGGUGUGGCAUGAAUCCCUACGGCUGUUUUACUACUGUGUUGUGGUGAGAGGAUUAAAGGAGGGGAAUGCUCCCUAUGAAACCA
This is a messenger RNA of Meleagris gallopavo (turkey), 1928 nucleotides long. Lineage: Eukaryota; Metazoa; Chordata; Aves; Galliformes; Phasianidae. The record is from RefSeq and is a predicted model, not a curated record.